Molecule: messenger RNA, 4669 nt
Organism: Solanum dulcamara
Lineage: Eukaryota; Viridiplantae; Streptophyta; Magnoliopsida; Solanales; Solanaceae
Exons: 22
Coding region: 2007-4523 (838 amino acids)
Biological process (GO): protein import into nucleus
Cellular component (GO): cytoplasm; nucleus
Molecular function (GO): nuclear import signal receptor activity
Source: RefSeq, a predicted model, not a curated record
GGACCUAUUCUCUUCAGAGUUGUCAUUGAUGGUAUCCUCUUCAGCUUGUCUAACCUGUUCCUCAAAUUGUUUUACUGAAUCAAAUAUAUCCCAUACUGAUUUCUUGACCAAUUACUAAGAGUGUUAGAAACUCUUUUCAGAUUUUGAUGAAAGAUCCUCAUUGGAUUUCCAUCAACAGGUCUUUCCCAACAAGAUGUCACAGUAGCAUGGAGGUUCUGAUUGUCAAUCCAGCAGUGUAAGAACUUGAAAUACUUGAUAGUAUUACUCUGUCUUUCAAUGCAUUCCAGCAGAAGAGGGCAAUGGUCAGAGCCAGUAGAAGCCAGGUGAUUAAGAGUAGUCACAGGCAUGGCCUCUAACCAAGCAUCAUUGACCAUAGCCCUGCCAAGUCUUUUCCAAAUUCUAGCCUGUUUAUCUCUAUUGUUACACCAUGUGAAUUGCUGUCCAUGGAAUCCAAGAUUAGUGAGUCCACAAGCGUCAAUGACACUGAUGAACUCAAAGCUCUUGUUCAUGUUAUAAGGCUGCCCCCACAUCUUUUCUUCAACAUCUGUAAUCACAUUGAAGUCUCCAAUGGUGCACCAAGGAGACAAUAGGAGGGGCUACAACUUCUAGACAGUAGGAGACAAUAAAGGGGCUACAACUUCUAGACAGUAGCAAUGCCCUGGUAACUCAGGUAAGAUUGAUACAACUUCUAGACAGUAGCAAUGUUAUUACUGUUCUCCUGGAGUUUAGUAGGAUCAUUUCUUGCAUUAUUGGAUUUAAAGAGCUCAACAUUAGUAGAAACUUUCAGAGGUCCAGGAGAACAGUAAUAACAUUGUUCUCAAUCAAACCAAGUUUCCUAAUACUAAUAUUUCCACCCCUCCCAAUCCUGUGAUCCCACAUACUAUGGUUACUAAGUUGAGAGCUCAAGAGGCCAUGAAAACUGCCACCAUUGAUAUUAGCCCCCCAAAAUAACUACAAAACAGGGAUUUCCAGCAGUUGUCUUCAGAAAGGAGGACUUCAUGGUGAAGCUGGCCACAAGGUGUAAGUAUACCCUCAUUGGCAAAUUUACAAACACCAUGCCCAAAAUGGAAAUUUUCAGAAGAGAAUUCAUCCUGCAGAUUGAGCUUAGAGGAGUAGUGAAACUCACUCAUUUUAAUUCUAGGCAUCUGUUUAUAGGCCUGGACAAUGAGUAUGAUCACUCUAAUGUCUGGUCCAAACGGAAAAUGUACAUACAGGGUCAACUAAUGAGACUAAAUAUGGACUCCCACUUUCAAACCAGAAGAAGAGACUCCUUUGGUUCCUAUAUGGGCAAUCUUACCUGAGUUACCAUGGCAUUGCUACUGUCUAGAAGUUGUAGCCCCUUUAUUGUCUCCUAUUGGCAAGGUCUUAUUUCUAGACUUAGCAACCUACAAAAAAACAAGGGGAAGUGUUGCCAAAGCAAAGGUCCAAAUUGAUCUCACAAAGAAAAGACCACAUCAUGUGUGGAUGGGGUUUGAUGAUGAUGAGAAUGGAGAAGGAAAAUGGCAACCAAUUCAAUAUGAAGGGGUUCCUGAGUACUGUGACUACUGCAAACAUCAAGGACACACCAAUAGAAUGUGUACUGUAAAGAGAAGGGAUGAGGAGAACAAAAGGAGCAGGAUGCAGUAGAGAAGACCAAAAACAAAACUAAUAAUGAGAAAAAUAAAGAUGUUCAGACUCAGGAAAAUGCAGGAAAUGAUGUUCAACCAAAAGUGUCUCAUAAUGACAAUAAGGAGAAGACUAAUCAAGACCAAGAGGGGUGGCAGGUCCAAAGAAGAAAAGGAAACAAAAACAAUCACCAAACUACAGUUCACAACAAACAACAGCAGGGAGUGCAGCAACAUCAACAAGCAGGUAUGAAUCUUAAUUCUGAAAGAACUGAAUCCCAAGAAUGUAAUAUUGGCCCUGGAGUCCAGGAUCAACCCCCCAACCCCAUGUAUACAGGAAUCCCCUCCCACAUACCCCCUCUGUACAGGUGACACAAGUUGCUGACAAACAGAACAAGGAAAAUGAAAUUCUAUCAAAAGAAGCACAACACAAGGCUAAUACAAUCAGCAGGGAGGGCUCAGCAACUGCUAAUAAUGAUCAGGAAUUUAAUGCUUCUAAUCAGGGAGCCACAGCUUUUGAUGAAAGAUCCUCAUUGGAUUUCCAUCAACAGGUCUUUCCCAACAAGAUCUCACAGUAGCAUGGAAGUUUUCAUUGUCAAUACAGCAGUAGCCGAGGUUGAGCAUGAGGCUGCAGGGGAAACAAGUAAUUAUGGUGUUGGUCAGGAGUGUUUGGAUAGAUUGUCUAUUGCAUUGGGUGGUGAUACUAUUGUUCCUAUCGCCUCUGAGCAGCUUGUUGCUUACAUGGCUGCCCCCGAGUGGAAGAAGCACCACGCUGCACUCAUUGCAAUUGCUCAGAUUGCAAAAGGUUGCUCAAAGGUAAUGAUUAAAGAUUUGGAGCAAGUGGUCAACAUGAUUGUGAUUACUUUCCAAGAUCGUCAUCCUCGAGUGAGACGGGCUUCUAUUAAUGCAAUUGGCGUAUUGGCAACUGAGUUGGGUCCAUAUUUUCAAGUACACUACCACAGCCGGGUGUUGCCAGUGCUUGCAGCAGCUAUGGAUGAUUUCCAAAAUCCAGAAAAACAGGCACAUGCUGCAUCAGCUGUCUACAACUUUAUUAAGAAAAACUGUGCCCCGGAGAUUUUGCUGCCCUACUUAGAUAGAAUAGUUAACAAACUGCUUGUACUUGUGCAGCAGGAUGUAAACGAAAUUGUGCAAGAAAAUGCAUUAAUUGCUUUGGCUUCUGUGGCUGAUUUAUCCCAGGAGCACUUCCAAAAAUACUACCAUCUUGUGAUGCCAUCUUUGAAAACUAUCUUGGUAAAUGCAAAUGAUGAAUUUAAUCGCUUGCUUCGAGCCCAAGUAAUGGAAUGCAUAAGCUUAAUCAUGAUGGCCGUUGGCAAAGAUAAAUUUGGAGAUGAUGCUAAGCAGGCUAUGGAAGUGCUUAUGUAUAUACAAGGGUCACAAAUGGAGACAGAUGAUCCUACUACUAUUUACAUACUAAAGGCAUGGGCUAGAUUUUGCAAGUGCUUAGGAAAGGAUUUUCUUCCUUACAUGAGUGUAGUCAUGCCUCCGUUGCUUCAUUCUGCGCAACUAAAGCUUGAUGUAACCAUUUAUUUUGCGGAUUCAGAAUCAGAUGGUGAUGAUGAUAGAAUGCAAUCUAUAAGGAUUGGGAUAAAUCCCAGUGUCAUAGACGAGAAGACUAUAGCCUGUCAACUGCUAUGCGACUAUGUUGAUGAGUUACAUGAGGAUUUCUAUCCUUGGAUUGACCAGGCUACGCAAGCAUUAGUUCCACUAUUGAAAUUGAAUUUCCAUGAGGAUUGUAGGAUAGCUGCGAUUUCAGCCUUGCCGAAGAUGUUACGUUCUGCUAAAGUGGCUGUUGAGAAAGGAAUUGCUCAAGGUCGAAAUGAAACAUAUGUGAAGCAGUUAUCAGACUACAUAAUGCCAGCCCUGUUGGAAGCUUUGCAUAAGGAGACUGACACAGAAUUAUGCCUGGGUAUGUUGCGAAAAGUGAACAAGUGCUUGAAGAUAUCUGCCCCACUCCUGGAUGAAGGUCAGGUCCGGAGCAUUGUGGAUGAGAUAAAGAAGGUCCUUACUGAUAGUUUUAAUCGAAAACUAGAACAAGCAGAAAGAACAAAAUCUGAAGACUUUGAUGCUGAGGAAUCUGACUUGAACUAUGAAGAAUUUGAACUAGAAGAGGACAUUUUUCACUACGUUGGUAAAAUAUUGGGCGUGCUGAUCGAAACAUUCAAGGCAGCCUUCUUACCUUUUUUUGAUGAGUUGUCUUCAUAUCUAAUGCCUAUGUGGGGCAAGGAUAAAACAGCUGAAGAAAGGAGGGUAGCAAUUUGUAUUUUUGAUGAUGUUGCAGAGCAUUGCCGUGAAGCAGCUCUAAAGUACUAUGACACAUAUGUUCCUUUUAUUUUGGAAGCAUGUAAUGAUGAGAGCUCAGAUGUCCGACAGGGAGCUGCUUAUGGACUUGCCAUAUGUGCAGAAUAUGGUGGUUCUGUUUUUAAAUCUCUUGUUGGAGAGGCUGUAUCACAGCUCAAUAUAGCUAUAGGGCAUCCUAAUGCUCAUCAACCUGAGAAUGUAAUGGCGUACAAUAAUGCUGUUACGGCACUGGGGAAGAUAUGCCAGUUUCAUUGUGACAGUAUUGACUCUUCCCAGGUUGUCCUUUCUUGGUUGAAUUGUCUGCCUAUGAAAGCUGACUUAACAGAAGCGCAGGCUAUACACGACCAACUCUGUUCGAUGGUUGAAAGGUCAGAAGGAGAACUAUUGAUCCCCAACAAUCAGUGCCUUCCAAAAAUCGUUUCAGUUUUUGCUGAGGUUCUAUGUGCCGAUGAGGAUCUUGCUAGCGAACAAACACGAAGCCGGAUGAUUAAUCUGUUGAGGCAGCUCCAGCAAACACUACCACCUGCAUCACUGGCUUCAAUCUGGUCUUCUUUGCAACCUCAGCAGCAAAUAGCACUGAAAUCAAUUUUAUCAUCUUAAACUAGUCAUUUUUUUUUAGUUUCAAAAAUAGAUGACAAGUUUUCUCCAAUGCAAUGGAACUGCUCGGCCUGUAGCUUCGUGAAUCAUGAAUUAUCAAAUAUUUGAUACUGAAUUAUUUCUCAUAUAUAUCAUUCAUUUGGGCGUGA